AUGUUCCAACAACAGGCUCAAGAGUACCUCGCAAAUAGCUCAUGGGAAUUAGGGUCCGCAAUCACUGAAUACUUCAACCGCGCCGAGGGAAUAGAUGAAGAGGCUCAGGCUCCAGACGCUUCAAACCCUCCAUCGUCAGCUCCACAGCCUAUGCCACCUUCUUCCCGCGGGUUUCUGUCCUCACCCGCAACGCAAGCGCCAAAGAAAAAGUUCGCCACACUGGGAGACCUGAGCGGAGGCCGGGGGCCUGGUCAUGCUGGUCACGGCCACGGCGGCGGUAAUGACGAUGACGAUGAUGCGCGUGGUCAGGGGUGUCGAUUCUUCUUCUGCAAAGUAUAUUUAUUGUUGAAUUCCUUGCAAAUUGGUGUUGCUGAACCGGAUGAACCUUUCGCGGACAAAGGUGAUCGUUACUAUGUGGAACGAGGAAACAUGAACCUAGGGAUGGGCAGUCCAUACCCAUUUCCAAUGAUGGCUCUUGCGGCUCCUGUGGCUCCCUACACCGAGACCCCAGUCCAUGAACUUGUUUUGUCUAAUAGUAAACCGGCAGAAUUUUUGGCUAUUCGGGAAACUGAAGAUUUUAAGAAAUUGGCAUUCAUCUAUCGGUCCAAUCAAGAUGCAAUGGAUGAAGAUUACAUUGACAAACAAGCCCACGUCAUUCAACCUACAGACAUCUGCCAUGAGACGUGUAACGCUGAGUCGGCUAUUGCCGUCUACUAUGUUGGCCAAGGAAGCGGCCACAGAAGUGGAGAGGUGAACAUACCUAUGCUCGUGAGCAGAGAUGGCUCCAUCACACAUGAAUGGACGAUUCUUAGCUCAGAGUGGCAGCAUAUAUCAUCCUCGGACGUUGUAGGAGAUUCUGGAGCUUGGGUGAUUCGAAAACAUGGCAACAGGCUUAUGGGCCAGGUACUUGCUUACAGCGCUGGUCAAGUGCUUUUCACCCCUAUCGACGUCAUCUUUGCCGACCUCAAAAACCAUUAG
Letharia lupina is the source of this 978-nucleotide messenger RNA. RefSeq lists its product as uncharacterized. NCBI's taxonomy places the organism in Eukaryota, Fungi, Ascomycota, Lecanoromycetes, Lecanorales, Parmeliaceae. The transcript is spliced from 3 exons. The record is from RefSeq and is a predicted model, not a curated record. The coding region runs from base 1 to 978 and encodes 325 amino acids.